GAACCCGGCGGAGGCGCCGCGGUUCCGGUGUCCGCCCAGUCGCACAAGCUGAAGUGGAGCCAGGAUGCCGCGAUCGGCAACGGGGGCGACGUGGGGGUGAUCUUGUGCCACCGCGUUCAGCAGCUGCACGAGGACUACCUCGAGCGCCACUGCCCCGUCCUGGUCGAGAGUCUUGGCGCGAAGGCGCGGUGCGACAGGGCGUUUGCGGCGAAGGAGGACGGUGAAGGUCAGAAUAUUGAAGUGCAACAGUUGAGAACUGGCAGCGGAGCCCGCCGCCCGAAAAUGGAGAAUCACCACUGCGAGCAGAGCCAGACUCCGAAGUUAGUUCAUGAAGCUCUGCGCGCGGGCAGCUGUCAUUCAACAUUUUCUCGAGGCGCGCAGUCGCGCGAGACGGCGGUUCCAGGCUGCUGGGGCCAUGGCCAGAUCGGCGGCUUCAGCCGCGAGGUCCUCGACGUACCCUUCGGGAGCGUUGGGGGGCGAGCGGCGCGGGGCGCCCUGUCUAGGGAUCUCUCCGAGAACGCUUCCAGGUGCGAGGCAGAACCAGCUGCGACCUAUUUGCAGCUCCACCGCUCCAGUGAGAUCCGCAGUGAGGUCGGUGGCCUGGCGCGUAAUAUCGCGUGGAAAUGCGCCUGCGGGCCUUGGAUUGGCAGCGGGCCCCGCGAGGUGGACAUGCUGCGCGG
This is a messenger RNA of Prorocentrum cordatum, 680 nucleotides long. The record is from the annotation of a GenBank genome assembly. Lineage: Eukaryota; Dinophyceae; Prorocentrales; Prorocentraceae.